Messenger RNA from Daphnia pulicaria, 1790 nucleotides. RefSeq lists its product as uncharacterized. Bases 109 to 660 code for a protein of 183 amino acids. The transcript is spliced from 3 exons. Lineage: Eukaryota; Metazoa; Arthropoda; Branchiopoda; Diplostraca; Daphniidae. The record is from RefSeq and is a predicted model, not a curated record.
CUUACAGCAGUUAGAGUGAGUUUCCCUUCGAGUCAAGUCGCGCUCGUUAAUAAGGAGCCAGUGAAACUGUAAUUGUAAUUCAACCGUCGUUCUAGGGAGGAUAUCAGAAUGAGCAACGAACACUCCGAUCUUAAAUUUUCUCGAUCUUCUUCAAGCCUCGAUCAUAACGUCUUGCUGAUGAAUCAGGGAUCAUUAGUCGCCGCUAAUGAAGAUCAUUCAGCUGACGUUGUGGCUUCACCAGUCCAUCCAAUAAUGGAUCCCAACGAGAAUCCGACUGAUAACUCGAUGACAGCAACAGCAUUGGUGCUUGGUUUGGGAUCAGCUGUGCUCUUUCUUUUGUUAGUGGUCUACGUCGUUGUGAAAGUUCAUUUUUGUAAAAAACAAACAUCGAAGAAAAAAAUGUCAACUCCAAGCCACGAGACAAUAAUAAAGAGUUCACCUCUUCCAACUGUUUCAUCUAUUAUUCAAAAUCAAAAUACAUUUUCCUUAAACAAUGACUCGACUUCACAUUCAGUUGACAAUGCAAAUCAGCAAUCAGGACUGGAUAUCUAUCGGAUUCACUCGUUAGGGUUCAGUAGCCAAUCUCCUCCUGAACCAACGCUAACGGAUAAUGCGACUCAGGCUCGUUUGACCGGAGCUAGAUUUUUGCCGGGAAAUUAACCAACGACAAUAUAAACGAACGUUUCAAGAUUAUGAUGACAACAAUUAAACAUGCAUUUUUAGUAAACGCUGUGUAAAUAGUUACGAUUUAUUUCCGUGUCGGUAAAAAUGGUUUACUAAUCUACUUCUAGUGCUAAGUACUAUGUUAAAGGGUUUGAAAGAAACGUUAUAUUUAAACAUAUGAGUACGGCUAAAUUUUGUAAUCUUAUCUUAUCAUUCUUAGAAGCAAAAAAUAGUUUUUCCAUUAAUUAAUAGAAGUAGUUUUAAAACCUUAGUAAACAUUGCUAACGUUUCUAGUGUCCACUUCACAUUCAUUCAAUAUUCAUAAACGGAUUGGGGAAAAACACGCGACUCAAAUUUUUUUUUUGUCGUUUUACAGGAUGUAAGCCAACAUAAUUUUCUCACACAAGGAAAAAUUUACAAAAUUUUGAAUAAAAUACUACCGUGAGUUUCCUCAUAAUGUAAUAGCUAAAACCUCAUGAAACGCCUAUUAUUAUUGAGGCCUUUCAGGUUUGAUCCACUACUGCGCAAUCGGAUUCUGCAGAAGUUAAUUUAUACAUUAGUCAAAAUGUUUAUUUACAUAACAAUCAUAACGUUUUCACUUUUUUGAGAAAAUCUGUUCAAGUUAUCAGGUGACAAAUGAUGGUUCGUGAAAUGUGUAGGAAGGAAAAAUGAGACCGGUGCGCUCAUUACGUAAUCCAUAAUAUCGUGAUCUAUAGUUUUAACAGAUUGUAAUUCACUGAAUUUCACAACAAAGACAAAGGAAAGACAAGGGCGACAUAAAUGAUAAUGAAUAUUCAACGACAGCAACGGCUUACAUAAUAAUUAACUGAGCUUACGGUCGAUUACAGUUUUCCGUAUUCUUUGGGCAUAUAUAUAAUUUUUUUACUAAGAAUAAAAAGCCCGACGGCUUUUUCCCGUUUGAAUGGUGUUAUUUGCUUAGUAUUUAAUUUUGACAAAUGCAAUUUAAACGGGAGAGGAAAACCAAAAUUUUAAUUAACUUCAGAUGAGGUUACGUUCAGUUCUGACUACAGACUUUGGCACUCGCUAGCACGAUGUUUGUUUUUUGUUUAAGCAACGGUGUUUCAUGUAGGGAAACCGAUUGCCUUCCACACUAGUUUCUUUAACCG